GAUCGAUCGAUCUUCUCUCAGCGAGAUCUCUUCCGUGAUAGGGAGACGAUUACGUAAAUAAAAGGACGCCUCGGUGGUGGGCUUUUUUUCAUGUUGAACGCCGUCCACGACGUAUCGUAAUGACCACCGCCGUUGGCCUUCUUUUUCAGCAAAGAAUGCCGCGCAACCUGUGGACCUUUUGUGCCCUCUUGUCGUUGGCCAAUCUGGCUUUAACGUUGGAGAAUGGCUUGGCCAGGACACCCCCCAUGGGCUGGCUGGCGUGGGAGCGAUUCAGAUGUAAUACCGACUGCAAAAAUGAUCCAGACAAUUGCAUCAGUGACCAACUCUUCAGGACCAUGGCAGAUAUAGUGGUAGCUGAGGGAUACGCAGCAGUGGGAUAUAACUAUAUUAAUGUGGAUGACUGUUGGUUGGAAAAGGAUAGAAACUUCAAUGGACAGCUUGUGCCAGACAGACAGCGAUUUCCAUAUGGCAUGAGAAGUCUGGCAGAUUAUGUGCAUUCAAAGGGCCUUAAGUUUGGCAUCUAUGAGGAUUAUGGUAAUUACACUUGUGCUGGAUAUCCAGGUGUGUUGGGUUAUCUGGAGACUGAUGCUGCUACAUUUGCUUCCUGGGAUGUAGACUAUGUGAAAUUAGAUGGAUGCUACGCACAUCCUUCCGAAAUGGACAGAGGAUAUCCUGAGUUUGGCUUCCACCUGAAUCAAACCGGAAAGUCCAUGAUAUAUUCCUGCAGCUGGCCAGUUUAUCAAAUUUAUGCUGGUAUGCAGCCAAAUUACAGCUUAAUAAUAGAGAAUUGCAAUCUCUGGCGCAACUUCGAUGACAUCCAGGAUUCUUGGGCGAGCGUGGAAAGCAUCAUCGAUUAUUACGGGAACAAUCAGGAUGCGAUCGUGCCUAAUGCUGGUCCCGGACACUGGAACGAUCCAGAUAUGCUGAUCAUCGGUAACUUUGGGCUGAGUUACGAACAAAGCAAAACGCAAAUGGCUCUCUGGGCUAUUCUGGCGGCGCCGUUACUGAUGUCCGUCGAUCUCAGGACGAUCAGGCCAGAGUAUAAGGCUAUUUUGCAGAACAAGAAGAUCAUCGCCGUGGACCAAGAUCCGUUGGGUAUUCAAGGUCGACGGAUAUACAAACACAAGGGCAUUGAGAUCUGGGCGAGGCCCAUCACCCCCGUUUAUCAAAACUACUACUCGUACGCGAUCGCGUUCGUCAACAGGCGAACGGAUGGCACGCCGUCAGACGUGUCGGUUACGUUGAAGGAGCUAGGUCUUCAAUAUCCUGGUGGAUACCGUGUAGAGGAUCUAUACGAGGACGUGGAUUACGGCGUACUGACGCCGCAGACCAAGAUCAAGGUUAAGGUGAACCCGUCAGGUGUGGUGAUACUGCGAUGCAACCUAACCGUCGAUGACGUGUUUCGCUACUCGUCGUACGCGCCUUUAAAUCAGGUUUUUAAAGUUAGGCAAAAUUCGUUCCAAUGACCUUACGUCUAAGUAUUACCGAUUUUCUGUCGGCACCUACGAAUUGUGUUACAACUUACAUUAACGUAUUAUUAUAAUAAGAAAGGAAUAGGAAAUAAAGAAUUUUAUAAACUUUA
Messenger RNA from Odontomachus brunneus, 1582 nucleotides. RefSeq names its product alpha-N-acetylgalactosaminidase. Lineage: Eukaryota; Metazoa; Arthropoda; Insecta; Hymenoptera; Formicidae. Bases 120 to 1466 code for a protein of 448 amino acids. The transcript is spliced from 8 exons. Gene Ontology annotation, cellular component: cytoplasm. The record is from RefSeq and is a predicted model, not a curated record. Gene Ontology annotation, biological process: glycoside catabolic process; oligosaccharide metabolic process; glycosylceramide catabolic process. Gene Ontology annotation, molecular function: alpha-galactosidase activity.